AUGCCUAACAAAACGGUGCUAUUUACCCCUGCUCAGUUUGUGGGCACUGUGAACCCCAGUAUAGGUAUGGCUGAGGUAUUGCGAGACACCGGUCGAUACCGCUGUGUGUUUGCGGUGACCAACGAUUGGAAGUCACGGCUCGAGUCCAUUGGGUUUGAGGUGAGACUUAUUGGACAACCGGUGGACAGGGAUGCGACCACUAAUCGGAUGGGAUCAGCUGAAAGUAAUUAUAAAGAGAUUGAGGCGUCGGGACAGUUAGAAAACACCACUCCAUUGGAAAAUGCUAUUCGUGUCAAUGAGUGGGCCGUAAACUUGGGUCUCAAAGAGAUUAUAGAAACGGAUCCAUUGGUUAAGGCUAUUAUAGAGGACCUGAAACCUGAUGUCAUAAUAAGUGACCUGCUUAUUCAUUUACCUUCUAUAUACACAUCGGGCAUACCCUGGAUAUUCAGUUGCAGUGCUAAUCCAUUGUACAUAAACUACGGUUACCCGGAUAACAUACUUCCACCAGCAUUCUUAGGUUUGCCGACAAAUAGUGGGAUAGAAGUGAAGGAGAAAUACAGACAACAAGUUUGGGAAAGAAGUCGUGAAAAGUGGUAUAAAUAUAGGGAUCAAUUGGUUUCAAUGGGAUGUCCCAAACUUCAAGAGUUCCUAAUCUGGACCCCAUCCCCAUACGCUAACAUAUAUAUGACACCUAAGGAAUUGGAUUAUACGGAUGUCAGACCACUUCCCGACACUUUCCAUGGAUUUGAUAAUUUUAAACGAACCGAAAAUGAAGACACGUUUGAAAUCCCCGAAUGUCUUAAGAAUAGGUCCGGAAAACUAAUUUAUCUAUCGUUGGGAUCCAUUGGAUCCGGAAAUGUAGAGCUCAUGAAGAGAUUGGUUGCGAUUUUGUCCAAAUCUAAGCACCGGUUCAUUGUCUCCAAAGGUGUCAAUCACGAGAAGUACUCGUUGGCGGACAAUAUGUGGGGCGAGAGGUCUGUCCCACAGAUAAAAGUGUUGCCAAUCGUAGACCUAAUGAUAACACACGGCGGCAACAAUUCUGUGACGGAAACCAUGAAUUUCGGGAAACCUAUGAUAGUCUUACCACUGUUUGGGGAUCAAUUCGAUAACGCACAGAGAGUUAUGGAAAAGGGAAAGCUAACGGUGCUGUUUGCCCCUGCGUUGUUUGUAGGCCCAGUGAACGCCAGUAUAGGUAUGGCCGAAGUGCUGCGAGACAUCGGUCGACAUAACUGUGUGUUUGCGGUGAACAGCGAUUGGAAGUCACGGCUCGAGUCCAUUGGGUUUGAGGUGAGACUUAUCGGAGAUGAGGUGGACAGGGAUGUAGUGGUCACCGACUCAGCCGAUAGUAACUCAGCAGAUGCUGAGGAAUCGGGAGCUUUUCAAAACAUAAGUCCAUUGGAAAUGACUAUUUGUUUCAAUGAAUUUUUAUUGAAUUACGGGUUGAAAGAGAUUAAAGAAAUGGAUCCAUACGUCAAGAAUAUUAUCUCCGACCUCAAGCCUGAUGUCAUAAUUAGUGACAAUGCCAUACAGUUCCCAUCUAUAGUCACAUCAGGUAUACCCUGGAUAUUCAGUUGGAGUAGUAGUCCAUUAUCAUUGGAUACGGGUUAUCUCGAUAAACGACUUCCGCCAUCAUAUUUAGGAUUGCCGACAAAUAGUGAGACAGAAGUGAAGGAGAAAUACAGACAACAACUCUGGGAAACAAACACUGAAUUGUGGUAUAAAUUCAGAGAUCACAUGAUUACCUGUGAAUGUCCUGCACUGAUAGAGUUCAUGAUGUGGACCCCAUCCCCUUAUGCUAACAUUUAUAUGACACCUAAGGAACUGGAUUAUAUUGAUAUCAGACCACUUCCUCAUAAUUUCUAUGGAUUUGAUUGUUUCAAACGCAGUGGAAAUGAAGAUUAUUUUAAAGUUCCCGAAAGCCUUAAGAAUAGAUCCGGAAAACUGAUUUAUCUAUCGUUGGGAUCCAUUGGAUCCGGAAAUGUAGAGCUUAUGAAGAGAUUGGUUGCGAUUUUGUCCAAAUCUAAGCACCGGUUCAUUGUCUCCAAAGGUGUCAAUCACGAGAAGUACUCGUUGGCGGACAAUAUGUGGGGCGAGAGGUCUGUCCCUCAGUUUGGUGUCAAACAUAAUGAGUACGAAUUGGCGGACAAUAUGUGGGGCGAGAGGUCUGUCCCACAGAUAAAAGUGUUGCAAAUUAUUGAUCUCAUCCUAACUCACGGCGGGAACAACACUAUCACUGAAACCUUUUAUUUCGGGAAACCUAUGAUAGUCUUACCAUUAUUUGCGGACCAAUACGAUAACGCACAGAGAAUAGUGGAAAAGGGUGGAAAUGAAGACAUUUUAGAAAUACCGGAAACUCUUAAGAAUAGGUCCGGAAAACUGAUUUAUCUAUCGUUGGGAUCCAUUGGAUCCGGAAAUGUAGAGCUCAUGAAGAGAUUGGUUGCGAUUUUGUCCAAAUCUAAGCACCGGUUCAUUGUCUCCAAAGGUGUCAAACAUAAUGAGUACGAAUUGCCGGACAAUAUGUGGGGCGAGAGGUCU
Messenger RNA from Oppiella nova, 2535 nucleotides. NCBI's taxonomy places the organism in Eukaryota, Metazoa, Arthropoda, Arachnida, Sarcoptiformes, Oppiidae. The record is from the annotation of a GenBank genome assembly.